Molecule: messenger RNA, 3333 nt
Organism: Schistocerca americana (American grasshopper)
Lineage: Eukaryota; Metazoa; Arthropoda; Insecta; Orthoptera; Acrididae
Gene: Ak3
Product: GTP:AMP phosphotransferase AK3, mitochondrial
Exons: 4
Coding region: 247-903 (218 amino acids)
Biological process (GO): nucleobase-containing compound metabolic process
Cellular component (GO): cytoplasm; mitochondrion
Molecular function (GO): AMP kinase activity; ATP binding
Source: RefSeq, a predicted model, not a curated record
AUCUUAUAUCCCAAAUAUUUGUGAGAAACAAUUGCACUUUGCCCCGACAGUGUAUUUUUGUUAAUCUCCCAUAGAAACAAGCAUGAAAAUAACCGUUGCGACCUUCAGUGAGGGAAAUUGUAUCACUGUUGAAAUUAACUAAUCGUUGUUGAAUGUGAGGGCUGUUUGUAUUCUGUUAUCUGUCGUUAUCUUAGUUGCGUGACACAGCAUAGAAGAAUUAGCACGGAUUCGAAAGUAAUUGCAACCAUGAGGACACAGAUAUUUCGUGCAGUUAUUAUGGGUGCCCCUGCAUCUGGGAAGGGUACUAUUUCUUCAAGGAUUGUAAAAUACUUCGAAGUGAAACAUUUGUCAAGUGGGGACAUGUUGCGGACCCACAUUCUGAAUAAUACAGCACUUGGUGUACGAGUUCAGGGGUUCAUCAAUGAAGGUCGUCUUGUACCGGAUGAUGUCAUGAUGAAUCUAGUAAAUGAAGAGCUAAAGAAACUUCCAAAUGACAACUGGCUUUUAGAUGGUUUCCCGAGAACGAGAAACCAAGCAGAGCUGUUACUGAAAAACUACCCUAUCACAUGCGUGCUGAAUCUUAUUGUACCAUUUGAAGUGAUAGUUAAUAGGGUGAAAGGACGAUGGAUUCACCCGUCAAGUGGGCGAGUUUACAACACAGAAUACUCACCUCCAAAAAUUGCGGGAAUUGAUGAUGUAACAGGGGAACCAUUGGUACAGAGAGCUGAUGACAAUCCAGAAACCGUGAAAAAACGUCUACAAAUAUAUGCGUCAACAAUUGAGCCUCUGCUUGAGCUAUAUCAGAAGACUGGUCUCCUUCAGAACUUCCAUGGAGAAACUUCUGAUGAAAUAUGGACUCAAGUUUUUGCAUAUGUGUCAAACUUUAUAAAACCUAAAAUCUAAAUAGGUACUGGAAGGCUGUGUUCCUUCUGAGUAUUUGGGACUAAACACAUCGACGUAACUAAGCUCAAAACUAAGCACAAGCUUUUCAAAAUGUAUGCAGCUUACUCAGGUGAUAAUAUUGUAAUAAAAGUGGACUUUAACCUGUUUGAUAAUUUUUGUUAACUGAUUAUACUGUUAAGUGUGAUUUCUUGUAAAACUUUUAAAGUAUUUAUGUGUUCAUUUUAUGUCAUCAUAUGAGAUAGACAAUAGUUUUUAGAAGUAUAUUUGUUGUUCUUAUGGUUGUGUUUUUUAGCUGAGAAUAGUACAAUAUUAAAAGUUCCUUCAUAUAAACUGCAGUGAUAUUGUAUUAAGAACUAUGUGGAAAUUGAUAUUAUUUUAGCUGAAUAUUUGCUUGUUAAGAAUUAAAUUGUAAUCUAUUGGUAUUGUGCAUGUACUGUGUAAGAACUAAAUGGAACACAUUUUGAUUUUAAUCAAACAUCCUGAAGAAAUUCACGAAAAAUUAUUGUUUAAAUUGGUACGAAGUGUACCUUUACGUAUUAAUUUCUGUGCUCGUAUCUAUAGGAUAAAAUACUUGCCUUGAAGAUUGCUCAUAUUAAAAUUUUUGCACGAGUUUGUAUAUAAGAGGAGAGAAAAUUCGUUUGGUCUAUGAACCAGAAAAAAAUUGAUGAUAUUAGUAUUCACUAAACAAAAAAGGAUGAAUGUUGCAUAGAAUGUAGUUUCUAUAAAUUAUUCAAAAUGUCAGAGGGUAUAUUUUGUUUAUAAAUUAUAGUAUAUUUAGAUAAGUGAAAGGGCAUUUAAAUACAUGGAAAACUAUAAAAAUAAAAAAUUGUCCACUAUAACAUGCAUUUAUAGUGUACCUUCUGUAAGAUGUGAAAUAUGACAAGCAUAAUUCUUUCUUUUAUAGAAAGAACCAAAUGAAAUGAAAAUGCCUCAUUACUUGUUAAGCAAAUUUUAAUGAAUUUGUUUUGUUUUUGUUGUCAAUAAAUUUAAUUUAUAAUAAUAAUAAUAAUCAUCAUCAUCAUCACUAUCAUUCUUUACAGCAGCACCAUUCCUGAUGGAGCCAUGUCAUCAAUGAAUACAGGCCACCAGACUCUCCCGUGCUCUUUGUGCUUGAUCUCCUGCAAGGGAAAUUUUAAUUUGUGAAUAAUAAAAUUCAACAGCUACCUGUUUAUAUCAAAUCCUGCCAACAUGUGUUGGAAUGCUUUUUAUUGUAGAGAACAGAGUAGUUCACUGCUGCUCAUAAGACAUAUGAUGCCAAGUAUGGGAUCAGUUACUAAUAAUGGCACAUGUGGGUGGUGGAGGGGGGAUACUGCUUUUGUACCUCCUCAUAAACAAAUAUUACCUGUUAUUAAUUUUGUUAGAUACUUACAUUUAAUAGUAUUGUUUUAAAUAUUGUUAUAACUGAAAUGUAAAGUUUGGCAUGUUAUCACAAACAGAGAUGCUUGUUAUAGUAGUGUUCAGUUUGAUGACUGCUUUGAUGCAGCUGUCCAUCCUAGUCUAUCCUGUGAAAGUCUAAUCAUCUCCACAUAGCUACUGUAACUUACAUGCAUUUGAAUUUAUUUACUAGAUUCAACCUUGGGCUCACUCUGCAGUUUUUACUCCCCGCAUGUACCGUCAUUAUCAAAUUAACUAUUCCCUCAUGCCUCAGGAUGUGUUCUACCAGUCUAUCCCUAAAUUUAAUGAAGUUGUGCAAAAUAUUUUUCUCCUCAAUUUGAUUCAGUACCUCUUCAUUGGUUAACAAAUGUACCCAUCUAAUCCUUAGCAUUCUUGUGUAACAUCAUGUUUCAGGAGCUAUUUAUGAUCCACAUGGUAUUUCCAUAUAAUUUUACAGUUCACACAAAUAAUUUCUGAAAAGACUUCCUGCAGUGGAAAGGAAAAUUAAAUGUUAAUUUAAUGAUCUUUCUCAGAAAAGGUGUUCUUGUCACUGCCAGUCCACAUUUCACAUUAUCUUCACUUCUGCCACUGCCAAUUAUUUUGCUCCCCAAAUAGAAAAACAUAGUGUACAGGUGCUACUGGUAACAUGUCAUUCCCCAGUCCAAGCUGAGAGGGCAUCAGAAGUGCCAAAGUGGAAAAUUGUACUCAGGGUAUAUCAUAAUUAGUAGUGAAAACUGAAAUGGGUAAAAAUAUAUGAUGAUAGAAUCAAAAAGAUUCCAGUCAGUAUGGGUCCACAAACAAGACACUUGUGAGAUAAUUGUGAAUGUGUGUUUACAUGGCACUACUGAACUCAGUAACUAGUAUUAUGCUAGUUAGCAUAAAAGUAUUUCAGAUAUAAAUGUUUUGAUUAAGUCUUCAUCUAACUGGCAUCAAAUGUCAUCCAAGGCUUGCCUUAAAAAGAAAUAAAAUUCUGUUUCAUUAUGUUUUCUCAUUUAGAUACAAUACUGCACUUACCUGCACAGUGAGUUAUGAAGAAGUCUUUCAAACAUCUCAAUU